Molecule: messenger RNA, 665 nt
Organism: Zophobas morio
Lineage: Eukaryota; Metazoa; Arthropoda; Insecta; Coleoptera; Tenebrionidae
Gene: MagR
Product: iron-sulfur cluster assembly 1 homolog, mitochondrial
Exons: 4
Coding region: 177-569 (130 amino acids)
Biological process (GO): iron-sulfur cluster assembly
Cellular component (GO): mitochondrion; cytoplasm
Molecular function (GO): 2 iron, 2 sulfur cluster binding
Source: RefSeq, a predicted model, not a curated record
ACGUCAAACUUUUUGGCUAAAAAAUAAUCACUUUGUGUUAUUUCGCAACAAUAUUUACCACAUUUACGUCUCGAAGCCCGAAUUAAUCAAAAAAGGGUACCAUUUCGAGUAAAUUGUGAUUAUUUUAAGAAUUAUUUAGUGCGACCUAGUAACUUUUGCUUAGAAAAAAUACAAAAAUGGCAACUAGGGUGGUCGCAACGGCCACAGUGAGGGCUAUGAAGAACAGGAAGUUGGCCCCGACGCGAGCGGCGCUUAUCCUGACCCCGGCAGCGGUUAAUCGAGUCAAACAAAUUCUCACAGGGCACGACAACUAUAUAGGGUUGAGAAUUGGGGUGCGACAGAGGGGUUGUAAUGGGUUGUCGUACACUUUAGACUAUGUGGAAAGUAAAGACAAAAUGGACGAAGAAGUCGUGCAAGAUGGAGUUCGCGUUUUCAUUGAUAAAAAAGCACAACUCACGCUUUUAGGUACUGAGAUGGACUAUGUAGAAAAUAAGCUAAGUUCAGAAUUUGUUUUUAAUAAUCCCAACAUCAAAGGAACGUGCGGCUGUGGGGAGUCUUUCAAUAUAUAAAUCGUAGGAAGGUACUAGUCAAUUAGUAUUUAUUUGUAAAUAUAAAAAUAGAAUACUCGAACUACGUUUUGUUGCUAAUAAACCUACAGAUGCUUG